AGUACAGAGAAAGUUUAGGCUCCCAUGAAACUGUUCAGUGAUCACAGUCCCAUAGCAUACACGUUUUGCCUAUUGAAAUAUUACUUUCUUGUUGAAACCGAACAUAUGUCCAUUUCAUAUUUUUUUUUAUAAUCGAAAGAAUAUGUGCAUGUUGUGCAAUAUAGAUGUAAUCUUGUCAUAUUAUAGCUUCUCCCAUGCUGCUAUGACGAAGGACAUUCCCCUCAGUAGACAGUGUUGUAUGUAAAGUACAUAAAGUGUUGCCCAUUGCUCUCAAGACAGAGGUGGGAAUGGGGGACGCCUACAUAAUUUACCCCUUUUUUCCACCACACCUCUUUGUUUACACCUUUACUCAGUUGCUGCAAGGCAGACAGGGGUGCCGAUGUUUUCAGGCCCAUUGUUCUUUUUGUUUUUAAAGAAAGAAUAAUGCUUUUAUCCUCCUUUAGUUUUUUUAUACUACUUGGAUUUUCUAAUGCUGGCAGUGAGUCUGCAACUCAACAUGGACCACAAUCACUGGGUUUGGCGUCUUCAGUCCGCUCUGUGUGCAGACCCAUCCCGAGCACCCUGGCUCUUUGUCACGGGAUCGGCUACAGACAAAUGCGCAUACCUAACCUUCUCGGCCAUGAUUCUUUGAGAGAGGCCCAACAACAAUCUGCGGCAUGGAUGCCUCUGAUUUCCAAACUUUGUCACAGAGACACCAAGAAGUUUCUGUGCUCCCUGUUCGCCCCCGUGUGUUUGCCAGAGCUCAGCGCACCAGUAAGCCCGUGUCGGAGCCUCUGUGAGGCCGUACGAGAUGGUUGUGUGCCUGUUAUGAGCGCCUUCGGCUUCCCAUGGCCGGAGAUGUUUAACUGCACACGGUUUCCACGUGGAACCGAGCUGUGUAUCCCAGCCACUGGAGAGGGGGAAACGCGGACAGACGAAGAGCUCAAGAACGAGGAGGCGCUAAAAGGAACUGUUAUCUGUGAUGCCUGUAGCCUUGCUGCAGAAGGAGAAACUGACAUCCAGGACAACUUUUGUCAGAGCCCAUAUGCAUUUAAGAUGCGCCUGGGGAGUGUGUCCACAGUGGGAGGAGACCGCCAGUUGGUGCCUACACCCCGCAGUCGAAUCUUGAGAUGGGCAGGAGGAGGCGCUGAGAAGGCAGAGGGGAUUGGUGGUGCAAUGGCUCACAGUGCUUUGUGGCUGCCUGAAGGGGGCAACUGCAUUUGUCCUGGUUUGGACUCUUCAGAGAUGUCAGGAACAGAACUGGGAGACAAUACAGAUGGAGGGCAGGUCCAUGAAAGUCAAAGUGCUGCGGUUCAGGGGUGGUAUCUUGUUCUGGCUAAAGCAGAAGAGGGGAGGUUGGUGAUAAUCCGCCUGGUGAGGUGGACCAAAGAUGACAAAGAGCUAAAGAAGUUUAUCAGAGCUCUUCUUAAACAGCAAUGUCCAGAGAUGAAUUUGUAACCAUUUUAUUUUAUUUGUGAUUACACAGCAAUUCAGCACCAUUUGUAACUGCAAACAAAGGUGGGCAGGUAAUUGAACUGUGAAUGUUGUUUUAUUUUUAAGAAAUGCUAAAUCUGUAUAUAAACAAAAGUAUAUUGUUUGAAAAGAUGGAAAAAACGCUUACAUUUCAAGUAAGGAUAUACAGCGAUUUCGCAUGUUUUCUCACACUUAAACCUGAACUCAUACAUUUAAAGAUAUGUUUUACACAUUUCUGUUGAAAUGACAUACUAUAGGCUGAAGACUAUUAUUGAGAUAAUUUUAGUCAGUACCGCCCACCUUUAAUUACAGUACUUUAAGUUGUAUAUUUGAUUAUUUGCCCUAAUACCCACAUGAGUACAUGGAGUACUCAUCUCUGUAUUAGGGCAAAUAAUACAUUACUUGUUUUUCUAGUUUGAAAUAUUGAUACUUUGCCUUCAUAUCUUUUAUACCCUACUCUCUAUAUUUUUACAGCAUUACUUUUCAUAAACUAUGAGUCAUUAGUGUUUUAUUGUGUUUUCUAUUGUGACUAAGGAAGAAACUGGACACUUAUUAAACCUCCCAGACAAACACCUGUCUUUGCAUCUAUAUCAUGUGUCUUCCUGCGUCUUACCAGACUUACUCAACCUGUUUAUUCUGAAUAUCAGUCUGUAUAUAUUAUUCAGCUUGCUAAAAAUGUAUACAUGUGUUUUAACUGUAAUUUAAUUGCUAAAAUUAGGCACAUUUAAAUUAUUGC
Messenger RNA from Boleophthalmus pectinirostris (great blue-spotted mudskipper), 2188 nucleotides. It is a transcript of the gene sfrp2l, whose product is annotated as secreted frizzled-related protein 2 like. The record is from RefSeq and is a predicted model, not a curated record. NCBI's taxonomy places the organism in Eukaryota, Metazoa, Chordata, Actinopteri, Gobiiformes, Gobiidae. The transcript is spliced from 3 exons. Gene Ontology annotation, biological process: canonical Wnt signaling pathway; negative regulation of canonical Wnt signaling pathway; non-canonical Wnt signaling pathway. Gene Ontology annotation, molecular function: Wnt-protein binding. Bases 424 to 1437 code for a protein of 337 amino acids.